GUAUUUUCAGAUCUCUGAACGAAAUAAACCGGGAUAUUACAUUGUAUCUUUUGUUUUUUUGUUUUCAAGAGAGGUCAGGCAUGUCUUACGCAGGACAACGGAUGGCUUUUUGGACCGGUGUCUUUGUCUUUUGUGUGGCCUGGCCGGCUGCUUUGUCUGUGACGCGCUACUCCAUCGCCGAGGAGAUGGAGAGGGGCUCUGUGGUGGCCAACCUGGCCGCAGAUUUAGGACUGGAGCCUGGAGGAUUGGCGCAACGAGAGGUAAAACUUGAUAUUUUCCACAACAAAAAAUACCUGGACGUCAAUAAAAAGACGGGGGAGCUGUUCGUUGUGGAGAAAAUGGACAGGGAGUAUCUCUGUCCGUCAAAACCAGCUUCUUGUCUCCUCAAGCUUGAUGUAGUCAUAGAAAGCCCGUUGCGCAUUUUUAACAUUGAGCUUGGAAUAUCCGAUAUAAACGACAAUGCGCCACAUUUUAGACGAGAUAGAGUUGAAUUGGACGUGUCUGAAUCGGCCACACCAGGGGAGAGGUUCUCCCUCCCUAAUGCAGUGGAUCCAGAUGUUGGCAUUAACACAGUAAAAACAUACAAACUCAGCCCGAGCCAGCAUUUCACUAUCGAAAUCCAAACAGGCACUGACGGGACGCAGUAUGUAGAUUUAGUGCUGACCAAGGCUUUGGACCGAGAGGAGACUGCGGUGCAUAAUUUAGUACUAACAGCAGUGGACGGUGGUGAUCCGGUGCGCUCCGGCACCGCUAAUAUUAUUGUGAGAGUGCAGGACACAAACGAUAACCCGCCUCGGUUUGACAAGCAGAUUUACACAAUUGACAUGACAGAGAAUUCUCCAAUUGGGACCGUGGUGAUGAAGCUCAACGCUACAGAUCUUGACGAGGGUCCAAACUCGGAGCUGGUGUACUCCUUCACACUAUACACAUCAGAAAAAACCCAAGAUGUGUUUGCUUUAAACCCAAGCACAGGUGAGAUAACAGUAAAGGGGACUAUCGACUAUGAAGAUAUGAAGUUUUAUGAGAUGCACGUCGAAGCGAGAGACAAAGGCGAGUUCCCCCUCCAGGGACAGUGUAAAGUAGUCGUCCAUGUCACGGAUAUGAAUGACAAUUACCCAGAAAUCACCAUCCAGUCUGUGAAAAACACCGUGAACGAGGACGUCCCCGUUGGAACUGUUAUCGCCCUGGUGGCCAUAAGUGACAGAGACACUGGCGAUAAUGGGAACGUCAACUUAUACAUUCAUGACUCAAUCCCUUUUGUUCUAAACAAGUCCUCGGACGGACCGAGGCAUUACAAGCUCCUUGUGUCCGAGCCUUUGGAUCGGGAAUCAGUACCUGAUUACGAAAUCACACUCAUAGUGAGAGACUCAGGAACACCAUCUCUAUCUGAUAAUGAAACAAUUACUCUGCAUCUGCUGGAUGUGAAUGAUAAUGUUCCACACUUCCCUCAGUCCUUUUAUACCAUACGUGUGAUGGAGAAUAACGCUCCUGGCGCCUUGCUCAGUUCACUCAGUGCGUUUGACCCUGACCUCCAUGAGAACCAGUACCUAGUUUACUUCAUCCUCGAGAAGGAGAUAGCCAACACCUCCAUGUCCAUGCUGUUCUCCAUCAAUCCGGAGAACGGGAACCUUUACGCACUAAAGACUUUUGACUACGAGAUGGAGAAGGAUUUUCUUUUCCACAUUGAGGCCAGAGACUCCGGCUCUCCUCCACUCAGUAGCAACGUCACAGUCCACAUCAUUAUCGUCGACCAGAACGACAACGCUCCAGUUAUUGUCUCUCCUUGGCGAGCGCACGGCUCCGUGGUGGAGGAGAAGAUCCCCAGAUCCACUGAUAAAGGAUCUCUGGUUGCCAAGGUGAUAGCUUUGGACGUGGACUCGGUGCACAACUCUCGAAUCACCUACCACUUCCUGCAGGUGACUGAUGCCACCUUGUUCAGUCUGGACCAGUACAACGGAGAGAUCCGAACCAUGAGGAUGUUCAGUUACAAAGAUCCUCGCCACCAGAGACUGGUUGUUGUUGCCAAGGACAACGGGGAUCCGGCUCUCUCUGCUACAGUCACCAUCAAGCUGUCCACGGUGGAGACUGCUGUGAAGGCCUACUCGGACAUGACUGAGGUCCCUCUGGAAUACGACAUUUUCACAGACCUCAACCUGUAUCUGGUCAUCGGUCUGGGCUCAGUGUCCUUCCUGCUGCUCAUCACCAUCUUGGUCACCAUCGUGCUCAAAUGUCAGAAUACCAAGCCCAGCAUGUCGGCUCCUCCCAGCAGGAACAGUGUGAUCAGUGAGAGGAACUCAACAAUCGCAGAUUCCACUCUGGUGUCCAACGACGCCUACUGGUACAGUCUGUUUCUAGCCGAGACCAGAAAAGGAAAGAUGGUGGUCCGGCAGCCUGUGCCAAAGGGUUCCAGAUACAUGGUGUCCAGUAUUCCCAGGAGCACAGGCAUGUCUGAGACUAGUGGCUCUGCUACUUCAACCUUACAGGUAAGCACAUUUUGA
Messenger RNA from Nerophis lumbriciformis (worm pipefish), 2498 nucleotides. RefSeq names its product protocadherin b (gene pcdh2a1). The record is from RefSeq and is a predicted model, not a curated record. Lineage: Eukaryota; Metazoa; Chordata; Actinopteri; Syngnathiformes; Syngnathidae. Gene Ontology annotation, cellular component: plasma membrane. Gene Ontology annotation, molecular function: calcium ion binding. Gene Ontology annotation, biological process: homophilic cell-cell adhesion.